Molecule: messenger RNA, 1535 nt
Organism: Schistocerca piceifrons (Central American locust)
Lineage: Eukaryota; Metazoa; Arthropoda; Insecta; Orthoptera; Acrididae
Exons: 2
Coding region: 205-1176 (323 amino acids)
Source: RefSeq, a predicted model, not a curated record
AUUAUAUAGGUUAUCAAAUUAAAUUAGUGAGUGGAUUGAGAAUUUCGUGGUAGGAUGGACACAGCAUAUUAUCUAGUAUGGAGUCAUCAACAGAUGUAGAAGCAGCUUCAGGUGCGGACAAGAUCUCGGUGUACAGAGGCAAGUGAGUUUGCACCACCGUCUCCUGAAAAAUUGUGGGAAUGGAGAGAAUGGCCAGCUGAAGGGAUGCAUGAACGGCCUGUCUACCAAGAUUCACAGGACAGAAAACAUCUCCAGGAGGUUGCUCAUCAUGCUCUCCAUGCUGUGUUGGCUUUCUGUGUCAUGGUAUGUAACCAGAAAACAACCUUUGAGAGUGCAUAUUCAUCUAACAAGUGUUUAAAAAACUUUAUUUCUUCAAAAAAAUAUUCUGAGGUUUGUGGAAGUAAGUGCAAGCAUGAUAACUGUUCCACUAAUGAUCUGAUUUUGGGAAAAGAAGUAUUAUCUCCAUGUUACACAAAGCCAUCGACAGGAUUUUUUCAGUUAGAAGAGCAGGUACAUGUUAGCUCUCAUGAAACAGGUAUCUCAAAACUCCUCAGUACUGAAGAAAAUACGAAGGUUAACAAUGAAGUCAGACGUGUCAGGGACCAAAAAGUUCAUUAUGGAAAAGAAGUGGAAAAUAUUUUAAAUAGUAGUAACAGCAGCACUGUUUCUGGGGACAGUGGUGACCUAAUCAUCGCAGAAAAUGAAGAUGAAAAUGAACAAGAAAGCAUUACACCUGUACUUCAUACAGAAAAAUCGUCAGAUUAUAAAGACAGGAUUCUAACAGUAAAAUCGAAUGAUCAUUUAACAUCAGUAAUUAAACAAGAGUUCAUUUCUCAAGCAUCUUGUAUGGACCUUCAAGAGGGACAUCAAGAUAAACCAGGAGUAUUGAGGGACCAACUUUGUAAAUGGAAAAUGUCUGUUCCAGGUGCCACCAAAUCAGAGUUACAUUUUCUGAGACAAGACAUGAAGAAUUUAUUCACAGAAGAACUGCCCAAAACUAUGAAUGAUAAUGUGACAUUGGAAGAUUUACAGGACCUUAUUAAUUACACAGCAUUGUUGUAUUGUUUAGUGUGUUCUGUGCCACAAAGUGCACUUGCACAUUACAUAAAUUCUUUGACUCCUUCCAGUAUUCUGGAAUGGCUGUCUGAAGUUUCACAAAACAUGCAUAUAGAAUGAUUAUCUAUUUUUGCUUAUCUCUAUCAUACUCAUUUCAACAUACUAUUCCCUUUUUUAGAACAUUAUUAUUGUGUUGUAACAACUUUGUUUCACACAUUUAAAAGCUUGAUUGCAUCAUAGAAGGAAAUUUGUGCUGACUGUUGGUAAUAUGUGACAUGAUAUUUGUGGAAAUCAUAAAAUGUCAAACCUGUCUGAAAUUUUAUGUCAAUGUUGUUCUUAAUAAUCUUUUUACCAAAUUAUACUCGGAGCACAUGCCUGAAGAUGGUAUUUUUUGCAAGAAUGCUGGAUGCUUGAUUAUUGUAUAAAUGUAUUGAGCUAAGCUUUACGUUUAUUCAUUUGUCUUACUAAAUAACUAUUGA